Messenger RNA from Notothenia coriiceps (black rockcod), 324 nucleotides. Its product is annotated as nephrocystin-4-like. Bases 37 to 279 code for a protein of 80 amino acids. The record is from RefSeq and is a predicted model, not a curated record. Lineage: Eukaryota; Metazoa; Chordata; Actinopteri; Perciformes; Nototheniidae. Gene Ontology annotation, cellular component: ciliary basal body; non-motile cilium; ciliary transition zone. The transcript is spliced from 3 exons. Gene Ontology annotation, biological process: negative regulation of canonical Wnt signaling pathway; protein localization to ciliary transition zone.
UAUGUGUUAAAAAACCACCAGGCGUUGGUUUCCGUGAUGCACCUCCUUCCUGAGAAUGUCCUCAUAUCUGGAAAUGAGAACAUUCCAGGGCUUGCAACUUCUCCGACAGGGGACGCUCUGCUGAGGCCUCAGCUGCUCAAGAUGCUGCCCUUCACCCUGAACAAACUGACCAUCUCCCUCCAGCCGUCCCUGGAAAAGUUUGAGAGCCAGCUGCUGCAGCUGAUCAAUGCUGACUGCCACAACACAUCCACAGGAUCGGUUGGUAACAAGCCUCCAUGAACUGUUGUUGGUCAUUGGUGGUCAUUUUCACUUAUUCAAAUAAAU